Molecule: messenger RNA, 3912 nt
Organism: Sinocyclocheilus anshuiensis
Lineage: Eukaryota; Metazoa; Chordata; Actinopteri; Cypriniformes; Cyprinidae
Product: nitric oxide synthase, brain-like
Exons: 25
Biological process (GO): nitric oxide biosynthetic process
Molecular function (GO): FMN binding; flavin adenine dinucleotide binding; NADP binding
Source: RefSeq, a predicted model, not a curated record
CUGAACCGUCCAUCGGAAUACUGGCAAGGGGAUAACCACACUGUUUGAGGCGAUAUUUAUAGCCUUUCAAAGUGGAGAGAUCUGACGCACAGCAAGACACAAUGCAGGAAUCUGAGCCCAGCGUGUGUCAGCUGCAGCCCAACAUCAUCUCAGUGCGCCUCUUCAAAAGAAAGAUCGGUGGGCUGGGCUUUCUGGUCAAACAACGUGUGUGCAAGCCGCCCGUCAUUGUCUCUGACCUCAUCCGGGGCGGGGCAGCGGAGGAAUGUGGGCUGGUCCAAGUCGGCGACAUCGUCCUGGCCGUGAACAACAAGCCUUUGGUGGACCUGAGCUACGAAUGUGCACUCGAGACCCUGAAGAACGUGUCGCCUGAGAGCCAUGCCGUCCUCAUCCUCCGCGGACCCGAGGGCUUCACCACUUACCUGGAGACCACGCUGAGCAGUGACGGGAAACCCAAAACAGUUCGCAUCACCAGGCCUGUUAACCCCACUCAGAGCAGGCCGUGCGAUCGAUGUUCGCCUCUCAGCCCCAACAUGACCAAAGGGCUCCGGGCCAUAGAGAACCUGUCCUCUUCCUCUGCUCCCAGGAAAGAACCACGGGAGAGCAAACCCCUAAUUCCCCUGCUCACCCAGGACUCUCUGCUUAGAGAAGGAGGCCAUUCAGCCCUCCUCCUUAACGGGGUGGAAGAGAACAACGACCUGCUGAAGGAGAUAGAGCCAGUGCUGAAGCUCAUCAAGAACAGCAAAAAAGAAAUCAAUGGAGAAGGUCAGAGAGUCAUAGAGAGGAAGGAUGUUGAAGUGCAGGUGGAGAGAGACCUUGGUGUGGGAAAUGGACAGAACGCCCAGCUGGCGUCGGAUAAUGACAGAGUGUUUGAUGACCUCUGGAGAAAGGACAACAUGCCUACAGUGCUUAACAACCCUUACUCAGAGAGUGACAAGCCGCAUGGGAGAGUUUCCCCCACUAAGACUGUGCAGAAUGAAAGUCCCACCAAAUGUCCCAGAUUCAUGAAAGUGAAGAACUGGGAAACUGGAGCUUUAUACAAUGAUACUCUACAUCUCAGCUCCAGCAAGGUGCCGAUCUGCACUGAGAGUGUUUGUAUAGGCUCUGUUAUGGUGCCAAACCAGCACAGUCGCAAACCAGAUGAAGUCCGAAGAAAAGAGGAACUGCUACCGCUUGCAACAGAUUUUAUCGACCAGUACUACACAUCAAUCAAAAGAUGCGGCUCAAAGGCCCAUGUUGACCGGCUAGAAGAGGUUAAAAAAGAAAUAGAAACUUCUGGAACAUAUCAACUGAAGGACACAGAGCUGAUUUACGGGGCCAAACAUGCAUGGAGAAAUGCAGCUCGCUGUGUGGGACGGAUUCAGUGGUCCAAACUACAGGUGUUCGAUGCUCGAGACUGCACAACCGCUCAUGGAAUGUUUAAUUACAUCUGUAACCACAUCAAAUAUGCAACCAACAAAGGAAACCUCAGAUCGGCUAUUACCAUCUUCCCCCAGAGGACAGACGGGAAGCAUGACUUCCGGGUGUGGAACAGCCAGUUGAUCCGGUACGCAGGCUACAAGCAGCCUGAUGGAUCAAUUCUCGGAGAUCCGGCUUCGGUGGAGCUUACAGAGAUCUGUAUACAGCAAGGAUGGAAAGCUCCAAAAAGCUGUUUUGACGUUUUGCCCCUUCUUCUCCAAGCCAAUGGGAACGAUCCGGAGCUUUUUGAGAUUCCUGAUGAUCUUGUACUUGAGGUUCCCAUUAUACAUCCAAAGUUCGAAUGGUUUAAGGAAAUGAAUCUAAAGUGGUACGGCCUUCCUGCCGUGUCUAACAUGCUGUUAGAGAUCGGGGGACUGGAGUUCACCGCCUGCCCCUUUAGCGGCUGGUACAUGGGGACCGAGAUCGGUGUCAGAGACUUCUGCGACAGCUCUCGAUACAACAUACUUGAGGAAGUAGCUACAAUGAUGGGGCUGGACACGAGGAAGACUUCAUCCCUGUGGAAGGACCAGGCACUGGUGGAGAUCAACAUCGCAGUCCUGUAUAGUUUCCAGAUGUCAAAGGUUACCAUAGUAGACCAUCAUUCAGCCACCGAGUCCUUCAUGAAGCACAUGGAAAAUGAGUACAGAGUGAGGGGAGGCUGCCCGGGUGAUUGGGUUUGGAUAGUGCCGCCCAUGUCAAGCAGCAUUACACCUGUUUUCCAUCAAGAAAUGCUCAACUAUCGCCUCACACCUUCUUUUGAGUACCAGCCUGACCCGUGGAACACUCACGUGUGGAAAGGAGUGAAUGGGACGCCCACAAAGAAAAGAACGAUUGGAUUCAAGAAACUUGCCAAGGCUGUGAAAUUCUCCGCCAAACUCAUGGGACAGGCCAUGGCCAAGAGGGUCAAAGCCACCAUCUUGUUCGCCACAGAAACUGGGAAAUCGCAGGACUAUGCAAAAACUCUCUGUGAGAUUUUCAAGCAUGCGUUUGAUGCCAAGGUGAUGUCCAUGGACGAAUAUGACACAGUCGACUUGGAACACGAGACCCUUGUAUUAGUGGUGACAAGUACGUUCGGCAAUGGGGACCCUCCUGAAAAUGGAGAGAAAUUUGGUGCGGCACUGAUGGAGAUGAGACAUCCCACCACCAGCGUAGAGGACAGAAAGACGUACAAGGUGCGUUUUAACAGCGUCUCUUCAUAUUCUGAUACCCGCAAAUCCUCCAGUGACGAACCUGAAUCCAAAGCCAACUUUGAGAGCACUGGACCACUUGCUAACGUGAGAUUCUCUGUGUUUGGCCUUGGCUCUCGGGCAUACCCACACUUCUGUGCGUUUGCCAACGCAGUGGACACGCUGUUCGAAGAGCUCGGUGGGGAGCGAAUCCUGCGCAUGGGAGAGGGAGAUGAACUCUGCGGCCAAGAGGAAUCCUUCAGAACAUGGGCCAAGAAGGUCUUCAAGGCUGCAUGUGACGUUUUCUGUGUCGGCGACGAUGUUAAUAUUGAGAAAGCAAACGAUUCCUUGAUUAGCAACGAUCGUAGCUGGAAGAAAAGCAAGUUCCGGAUGACAUACACAGCGGAGGCACCGACACUAACACAAGCACUUUACAGCAUCCAUAAGAAGAAAGUUUACGGGGCCAAAUUUCUGAUGAGACAGAACCUACAAAGUGGCAGAUCGAUCCGAUCGACUAUAUUUGUGCGUCUUGAUGCCAACAACCACGAGAGCCUGAAAUACUUGCCUGGUGACCAUUUAGGCGUUUUCCCUGGCAACAACGAAGUUCUAGUUACGACUCUUAUCGAGAAACUGGAGGAUGCACCACCUAUCAAUCAAAUUGUGAAAGUGGAGUUCUUGGAAGAACGAAACACAGCGUUGGGUGUGAUUAGUAACUGGACGGACGAGAGUCGUAUUCCGCCCUGUACCAUCUAUCAGGCUUUCAAAUACUUCCUGGACAUAACCACCCCUCCAAGUCCCCUGCUACUGCAACAGUUUGCUCCUCUAGCGACUAAUGAGAAACAGAGAAAGAGACUAGAGGUACUCAGCAAGGGUUUGCAGGAGUAUGAGGAGUGGAAGUGGUGCAAUAAUCCCACCAUAGUGGAGGUGUUGGAGGAGUUCCCAUCCCUCCAGAUCCCGUCCACCCUUCUCUUGACCCAGCUACCCCUCCUACAGGCACGAUACUACUCCAUCAGCUCCUCUCCAGACCUCCAUCCAGGAGAGAUACACCUCACUGUGGCAGUGGUGUCCUAUCGGCCCAGAGAUGGAGAAGGUCCCAUACACCACGGAGUGUGUUCCUCCUGGCUCAAUAGCUUGGAAGAAGGCGAUACGGUGCCAUGCUUUGUCAGAGGGGCUCCAAUGUUCCGUAUGCCAAAAGACAGCCAGGUUCCAUGUAUUCUGAUUGGUCCAGGCACUGGAAUCGCUCCAUUCAGAAGCUUCUGGCAACAGAGACUGUAUGAUAUUGAAAACAAGG